Solanum lycopersicum (tomato) is the source of this 2799-nucleotide messenger RNA. RefSeq lists its product as uncharacterized. The record is from RefSeq and is a predicted model, not a curated record. Gene Ontology annotation, cellular component: NuA4 histone acetyltransferase complex; nucleus. NCBI's taxonomy places the organism in Eukaryota, Viridiplantae, Streptophyta, Magnoliopsida, Solanales, Solanaceae. Gene Ontology annotation, biological process: regulation of transcription by RNA polymerase II.
CAUAUACGAACAUGACUAAUUAUACAAAUUUGAAGUCAGCCCACGUAAUUAAUGUAUAAUGUUAGUCGCGGGUGGUAAUUAUAGCAAACUGUAGCUAUGAUGAGUAAUUAAAUAGCACAAGUUUGCUUAUCUGCGUAAUUUUUCCAUUUUUACAUUAGUCCGCGAAUUGAAAUUUCGCUUUAGGUCCCCAAUUACGUUGAGCCGCCCCUGGAAAACCGUGGCAUUUGGUUAAAACUUAAUAUGACUAUCCUGAUUUUUGAAGCUGCUGGAUCGCUUCUACAAUUUGGAUAUUAGUAUGCAUUAUUGGUUUAUUAUAUAUGAUUUUGGGAGGGCAGCAUGGGUUCAUGUGAACCCAGUGACCCCCUCCGUGAUACGCCUCUGACGGUGAAAGCUUUAAUAAGGAGGAAGUGUUUUGCCAACCACGCAGUUAUUUCUCGAUCGAGAAACCUUGACCUAAUUAGAAUCAAUAUGGAUAUAUUGAACUAGCAGUUUUUGUCUAGUAGUAUCGGGAUGGAUAAUUUAUUUCUAAUAAACCCUCUACUCAAGGAAAAACAAUCUUGAAAAAAACGUAAUAGAAGUACAAAAAACGACAAAUAAUAACAAAAACAACAUACAAUAACAAAACAAUACAAUAGUCGAGGUAUAAGGAAUCAAUAAAGAUCGAGUAACAUAAAUCGAAGAAUAAGAAACCACAAGAGCAAUACUACCAAUUGCAAAAGCAGUUGGUGUCUUGUAAAGCUGAGAUAUCUUUUUUCUUGAGGUAAUUUGUUGCGCGCGUAUCGAUUAUUGUUUAGCUUUUGAUGCAAAUAAAAUAAAAAUCUGAUGUUAGAAGAUUCAUAAUAAGCUGUAUAUCAAACUCACUUCAGGCUCAACAGAUUUUGAUUCAUCAGCCUUGAUCACAUUCUCUUCACUAUUAUUCCGCAAUUGAUCGUAUCUGUAGAUACAAAUUGUUGAGUAAUACAACGAAAUUGGAUCGAACAAAUACAAAUGUAUCUUUACUAUAUGCAGCGCGGUGACUAUAUGCGUUGAUACAUUGAAUUUGAGCUAAUAUUUAUGAAGUGCGAUUAGACAAACUAUAAAAGGAAUAUAAAUGAAAAUUAUACUCCUAUUAUGAAAUAAAUAUUCAUUUAUAUCCUCUUAAAAAUAUUUGAUAUUAAAUCUUAAAGCCCAAAAAUAAUACAAUUUAAAACCCCCCUAAAAACCAGCCCACAAGAAUCUUUUUUUCUUUUUUAAGAUCAGACAAAAAAACCUAGUUUUUAUCAAUAAAUUGAAUCAAAAGCCAGCUUUCAAGAACCAAAAAAGCAAAUGGGGAAGAACACUAGUGCAAAAGGCAAAGAAAAGAAGGAAGAUGAACAUGAUGAACAAGAUGGAUAUUCUGUUCAAUCUCCUUGUCAACCUGCCUCUUCUCAUAAGGAGGAACAAUCGCAGGUCGAAUUGGAGAUAAGGUUGUUGGAGGCUCUUGAAAUUUACCCCCUUGCUAAAUUGAGAGGCAUCCAUCGCCAUUUUGUCCUUUUCGGCUUAACAGAGAAUCUGAGUAGAAGCUUGAGAAGGCCAUUUACUCCUGAUGAUGUUUUGAAGCUGCUGGAUCGCUUCUACGACUUGAAUAUGGUGAAACCAGAUGACGGGGAUACUAGAAUCUUCAAGAAGGAGGAAGGGUUUAGCCUACCGCACAGUUAUUUCAUGAUGGACGAGGAGCCUUGAUCAGCUAGUUUGGAAUCGAUAUGGAUAUUGAACUUCCAUAGAGAAUCCUUCUCCCCACCCCACCCCCCGUCUUUCUGUAUUUGAAUCCAUUGUGAAGUAUCAACAUCGAUAUUGUCUACAUCACGCUCUUUGGGUGUAGUCCUUCCUUAGACUUUGUGUAAACGCAAGAUGUUUUGUGCAUCAGACUUCUCUUUUUAAUUUAGUCAUUUUGUUGUUUUCUUGUAUAAUGCAAAAAUGUACAAUGGCUAGAGAGUUUGCUUAUACUAAAUGAUGUGGUGUAGUUAAAUAGCUUCAUGGUAUAUUUCUUUCAUGUGACACAAAUUUAAAAAUGCCCCAAUGGGAUGACUUAGCGGUCAAUGAUCAUUGCGUUACAAGAAACCAAAAGUCUUUCACUUCACUAUAUAAGAAACUUUGCUAACCUUCUCGAUCAGUUAGUCUAACCAUUGGGGAUUCCUUCUUGCUUAUCCACCCCUCGUAAAUGAUAAUGAUGGAUUUCGUGCUAAGGAAUGAAUCGGGGAACUAAGGAUGUUUCCAAUAUCGAUCACGAGGUUUGAAUUCCAGCAAGAGAUGACAACUAGGUGCAUUCCUCUUUGGUUGAUGGAGGUAGUAUAUAUAUGGUGCAUGUUUCUCAUUUGUUCAAGCUUUAGUUGAUACAAUGGUUGAUCUCGAAUAUCUGUUUGGCCAUGAAAUAUGUCAAUAAUUUUUUUUUUUUACCUUAUAAUCAAUGUUCGAUCAUGAAAAUUCCAAAUCCAACUCGAAAAAAGCCAUUUUCCAACUCACUUUUCGCUUUUGAAGUUGUAUUUGAGUAUAUUCAAAUAUGGACAUUAUUCCAUUUUUUGCAACAAGUUAAUAAAACACAAUUUCAUUUUCAAUAAAUUUCAAAAAAGUGAAAAAAAAAGUACUUGGAAACAACAGAUAGUAACAAAACUACAACAAAAAAAUACAAUAGUCGUGACUCGUGGUACAAGGAAUCAACAUAUAAUAAUCACAUAAAUCGAAAAACAAGAAACUACAAGAGCAAUACUACGACUAUUAAUAUGAACGGACAACAACACAAUGCAUAACUAUAAAUGAUUGAACAUAAAAAAAAAAGAAAAA